AGGAGAUGACCAGAGACUGCGGACACAGUACAGGAGAUGACCAGAGACUGCGGACAUAGUACAGGAGAUGACCAGACUGCAGACACAGUACAGGAGAUGACCAGAGACUGCGGACAUAGUACAGGAGAUGACCAGACUGCAGACACAGUACAGGAGAUGACCAGAGACUGCAGACACAGUACAGGGGAUGACCAGAGACUGCGGACAUAGUACAGGAGAUGACCAGAGACUGCAGACAGUACAGGAGAUUACCAGAGACUGCGGACAUAGUACAGGAGAUUACCAGAGACUGCGGACACAGUACAGGAGAUUACCAGAGACUGCGGACAUAGUACAGGAGAUGACCAGAGACUGCGGACACAGUACAGGAGAUUACCAGAGACUGCGGACAUAGUACUGGAGAUGACCAGAGACUGGACACAGUACAGGAGGUGACCAGAGACUGCGGACACAGUACAGG
This is a messenger RNA of Staurois parvus, 460 nucleotides long. The record is from the annotation of a GenBank genome assembly. NCBI's taxonomy places the organism in Eukaryota, Metazoa, Chordata, Amphibia, Anura, Ranidae.